CACAUGUUGCUAUCAUUUAACAAUCAGACAGAGAUUCCCUGUCUCUGUGUCUCUUGUCUUAUAGUCCAUUACAAAAGGAUUUUACUCCUCAUCCAUAAACUGCAAUUCAGCUUCUUACCCGUUUCCAUAGUGCAUUAGCCUCAAAUCAGGUGAAGAUGUACCGUGGAUUCGUGUUACUGUUCUUGGUUUUGGCGCUCGAAACCCGAAGGAGUGAAUCCAGCUGUCAGCAGUCAGAGUCGCAAAGAUCAGUUUCAGACGAGAGUCCAAGUUUUCGGCUGCCAGCUCAUAGAAUGCUGAGGAGAUAUAAUGACAUUGACUACGACAGUUUCGUCGGAUUAAUGGGGCGCAGAAGCGCUGAUGUAGAUGACAGUAUACCACCCCAGCGUAAACGGGAAAUGCAUGAUAUCUUUGUUGGACUCAUGGGUCGACGAAACACAGACUCUGAUACUAGGCGUCCGUGGAGGAAAGAGUAUCCAGAUUCGAAUGGAGGAAUCUUCUUCAACAAGUGCAAACUGAGGUUUCGUCGUGGGUUAUAGGCAAAAAAUCACUUCACAUCCAGUGAAUCAUCAUCUGUAUCCUGUCACAACAGCUCUUUUUCAAAGCAUUUCUUUGGGGAACAACAAAAGUAAUAAUCUAUUUUCCAUGAGAGAGCAAAAGAAAAUAUUUCUAUAAAUUAAUUAAAUUAACAUGAUUUCCUACUGUGUGAUUUGUUUCAUUGUACUGCAAAUGAUUCAUUUACUUUACAGAUGGCAUAGAUCUGCAUUUCAGUAUAUUUAUUUACAAGUUAUUUUGCUUGCUUCGUGUAUAACACAUGAUUUUUGUUAAUAAAAAUAUGAUUUGAUCUAACAA
This is a messenger RNA of Paramisgurnus dabryanus, 849 nucleotides long. RefSeq names its product tachykinin precursor 3a (gene tac3a). The record is from RefSeq and is a predicted model, not a curated record. NCBI's taxonomy places the organism in Eukaryota, Metazoa, Chordata, Actinopteri, Cypriniformes, Cobitidae. Gene Ontology annotation, biological process: positive regulation of blood pressure; tachykinin receptor signaling pathway.